UCGACGGGCCUCGGUACACGCGGACUGCCCGUAUUUCUCUUUCCUUCGGUGGAAGGAUCUCGUGCGAGCUGUCAACUGUACGUUCAGUGCUCUAUCAGCGACGUACGUAGUGGCGCGUUUGCGAAUUCUACGUAUCGCGCAAUCGCUCUUGUAAAGUUGUUUGUGUCUCGUCCGCGGAAGUUCCCCGGAUAUCCGUGACGCAGUGAUAUUCCGCGACGUCCGACAUUUCAUCGGGAUAUUUUUCACGGCGCAUUCUAUCGAUUGAUGAAAAGAGAAAUUCGUUGUAGAGCUAUUGCUAUCCGCAUAUGUAUAAUAGCGGAACUGCCGCGCGCAAUAUUGAGAGUUACGAUCGGCGGAUUUCGAUUUACGCGUGAUUUGAUUUAAGCGACUGUUGGGUGCGCAUGAUUUUCAGUCAGCGAUGUCAUCCGGGGAUUGACCGUUUGUUCUCGCGAUUGCUUUUCGAAAUUUAGCAUCGAUGCGUACAUGUGUAUAUGUGUGCGUGUAUGUGUGUACGCGUGAUUUAGCGGGCAAAUCGCUCUUUGCAUUCGGAGAAUCGGAAAGAUAGAUCGGAUAAAUUAAUCAGCAACGCGAGCUCGAGUUUCUAAAGUAGGCGUCGACAACGUUGUUACAAUUCGCUGGUAAAAAGUUCAAUCGCUUUGUUUGCGCAGAAUUUCUUGCAACAGUAAAUGAAGGACUCCCGUUACUAUUUCGCCGGUCUUUUCUGUGAUUCCGCGCGCUAAAAAAGUGCAUUCGACGAUACCGAAAGAAACCGUCGACUUUCGAGAGUGACUCUGUCGCGCCGGAUGAAAGUAAGGCCGGACGUAAGAGGAUUCGGCUUCAUCAGCGUUCAGCGCGGUGCGGCGCUCGAAGAAAGUGGAAGUUAACGAGAGUGAGAGUGUCUUUUCUCUCUCUUUUUCUCGAAAGAGAAAGAAAGCGCGAUCUCGCGUUUCACACAGCGAUUUACCGGUUACGUCGAUCGCGAAUCCAGGGACAGAUGUAAAUGAUGAUUCUCUAUACUGCGGUGGAUUUGUAACAUUAUUUUAAUAAAUGCAUAUCUGAGAAACGGUUCGAUAACAAAUCAAUUGAUUAUCCUUAAUCUCUCGAAGAGAUUCAUCGUUCAUCUUCAUAUUGAAAAAGUCAACAUGGACACGAGUACGAAUGUAACCGAUACCGUUGAAGGACCCAAAGCUCAGCUUAAGGGGCCUCAUGAUAAGAUAACCGCCGUUUUGAAAGAAGACAUUGAUAAGAAUAACGUUGCCUUACGCCGAAAGAUGAUAGCGACAAUGAAGACCGCUUGCCUGCCAAAGUUGAUAUGCGAACUCACAUCAUCCGUUCACCAAGACCAGCUAAGCGAAAUGGAGCGAUCUUUUUUGAAUCUCAUAAGAGAUACAAGUUUGAGUACGUUGGCGGAAGUGCCCUCAAGGUAUCACUUCGCGGCUCAUAUGGGUCAACUGAUUUCUGGUAUAGAAGGUCAAGGUUGUCAUAACUUUUACCCAACGUGUCCAUUUCCGGGUAUCCGCGUUCUGAACAUGAUGAAAGAGGUGCGUUUACUCUGACGAGUCGAAAUAAUCGCCGCGAUUAAUUACUGGACCUGUGAUACUGUGUGGAUAUUCUCUUCUGCUUUCGCAAGAUCAUUGAUAUCAUCGAUGAUUCAAUAGGAUGAUGUUGAUUGCAUUUUUGAUAAUUUAAAUAAUGUGCAAGCGAAAAUAAAGUCGCUCACUGAAAAAAAAAUAUUAACAUUCUGCGAUGAUAAGAAAUAAAAUCUUUUUUAAAAAUCACAAAACAAAGAUUGUUAAAAUACUAAAUUAAUGAGAUUGUAAAGAAGAUAUAUUUGAGGUAAUUAAAUGACUUCACAAUUAAUUGUGUAUAUGUGUGUGUUUGUGUGUACCGUAUGUAUGCGUGUGUGUUGAAUAAUAUUUCAAACAUUACUAUUCAAUUACUUAUUAUAUGCGAAAUUUUCUAUUUUAUUAAAUCAAUCUUUAAAAAAGAACAAAUGUAUACUUUUUAUCGCUAUUUAUUUAUAUGUUAAUAUGUAUUCAUGUGUUUUUCGUUUAUCGCUCUCACUUUCGAUAUAUGAUUAUUUUAAUUUUGCACUGUUGUAUUUUAUAUAUACAGUAUGAUUGUAUAUAUUCUUGUAUUUUUUUUAAUAAGAAAUGACAAAUAAAAAUUGUAACUGGAAAAAA
Cataglyphis hispanica is the source of this 2183-nucleotide messenger RNA. RefSeq lists its product as uncharacterized. NCBI's taxonomy places the organism in Eukaryota, Metazoa, Arthropoda, Insecta, Hymenoptera, Formicidae. The transcript is spliced from 5 exons. The coding region runs from base 1143 to 1556 and encodes 137 amino acids. The record is from RefSeq and is a predicted model, not a curated record.